Cavia porcellus (domestic guinea pig) is the source of this 6879-nucleotide messenger RNA. It is a transcript of the gene Gpr161, whose product is annotated as G protein-coupled receptor 161. Gene Ontology annotation, biological process: G protein-coupled receptor signaling pathway. Gene Ontology annotation, molecular function: G protein-coupled receptor activity. The record is from RefSeq and is a predicted model, not a curated record. Gene Ontology annotation, cellular component: plasma membrane; recycling endosome. Lineage: Eukaryota; Metazoa; Chordata; Mammalia; Rodentia; Caviidae. The transcript is spliced from 7 exons. The coding region runs from base 298 to 1944 and encodes 548 amino acids.
AGCUCGUUGGGACUUGGCUCAUGGGGACCGCGCCACCGGGGUCAGGGCUCCAUAUCCCUCUUAGAGUGGGGGAUGUGAGCGAAGCGGCUGGAGUCCGGGGGACAGGUGAGCGGCACCCCAAACCGGGACCGUGGGCGCCAUGCGUCCUCAACCUGGGACGGGAGGCGUGUGCAUCCUGAAGUCCGCGGAGCACUGUGCACCGUUUGCUGAGAGGCGGAGGCGGACUGCAUGGGGAGCGCGGUGUGAGCUCUCAGCGCUCUGCGGAGGACAGAAUGGGCUGAACUGGAACUGACCUGAAUGUCAGCAGAAGGAGUCCCUCAGCAUGCUGUGCCCACGCCACGUCCAGGUGCACUGACCAUGAGCCCCAACUCCUCCCUUGGCCACAGGAAGGAGCUGAGCAACCUCACUGCGGAGGAGGCUGGGGACGGGGGCGUCGUCACGGAGUUUGUUGCUAUCAUCAUCAUCAGCGUGUUCGUCUGCCUGGGCAAUCUGGUCAUCGUGGUCACCCUGUAUAAGAAGUCCUACCUCCUGACCCUCAGCAACAAGUUCGUCUUCAGCCUGACCCUGUCCAACUUCCUGCUGUCCGUGCUAGUGCUGCCCUUUGUAGUGACCAGCACCAUCCGGAGGGAAUGGAUCUUUGGUGUGGUCUGGUGCAACUUCUCUGCCCUCCUCUACCUGCUCAUCAGCUCAGCCAGCAUGCUCACCCUAGGGGUCAUCGCCAUCGACCGCUACUACGCUGUCCUGUACCCGAUGGUGUACCCCAUGAAGAUCACAGGGAACCGGGCCGUGAUGGCGCUGGUCUACAUCUGGCUGCACUCCCUCGUCGGCUGCCUGCCCCCGCUGUUCGGCUGGUCGUCCGUGGAGUUUGACGACUUCAAGUGGAUGUGUGUGGCCGCCUGGCACCGGGAGCCCGGCUAUACAGCCUUCUGGCAGAUCUGGUGUGCCCUGUUCCCCUUUGUGGUCAUGCUGGUGUGCUAUGGCUUCAUCUUCCGCGUGGCCCGGGUCAAGGCCCGAAAGGUACACUGUGGCACGGUGGUCAUCGUGGAGGAGGACGCUCAGAGGAGCGGGAGGAAGAACUCCAGCACCUCCACCUCCUCGUCAGGCAGCCGGAGGAAUGCCUUUCAGGGCGUGGUCUACUCAGCCAACCAGUGCAAGGCCCUCAUCACCAUCCUGGUGGUCCUCGGCGCCUUCUUGGUCACCUGGGGCCCCUACAUGGUGGUCAUCACCUCCGAGGCACUCUGGGGGAAGAACUACGUCUCCCCAACCCUGGAGACCUGGGCCACAUGGCUGUCCUUCACCAGUGCCAUCUGCCACCCAUUGAUUUAUGGCCUCUGGAACAAGACGGUUCGCAAAGAGCUCCUGGGCAUGUGCUUUGGGGACAGGUAUUACCGGGAGCCAUUUGUACAGCGACAAAGGACAUCCCGGCUCUUCAGCAUUUCCAAUAGGAUCACAGACCUGGGCCUGUCGCCGCAUCUCACUGCGCUCAUGGCUGGCGGACAGCCCCUGGGGCACAGCAGCAGCACCGGGGACACUGGCUUCAGCUGCUCGCAGGACUCAGGAACGGACGUGAUGCUGCUGGAAGACUGGACGUCAGAGGACAACGCCCCCUCCCAAUGCACGUGCCCGCCCAGGAGGAGGAGCUCAGUGACAUUUGAGGAUGAAGUGGAGCAAAUCAAAGAAGCUGCCAGGAACUCCAUUCUCCACGUGAAAGCUGAGGUGCACAAGUCCUUGGACAGCUACGCAGCCAGCUUGGCCAAAGCCAUCGAAGUGGAAGCCAAAAUCAACUUAUUUGGGGAGGAGGCUUUGCCAGGGGUCCUGUUCACUGCACGAACCGCGCCUGGGGGUGGCUACGGGGGCCGCCGAGGCAGCCGAACUCUUGCGAGUCAGCGGCUGCAGCUGCAGAGCAUCGCGGAAGGGAACGUGUUAGCUGCGGAGCAGAGAUGAGGGACCCGGCGUGGCUGGGCUGAGCCGGAGAUGCUCCCUUGGGAAGGCUUCCACAGCCUCUGCUCUGGACCUGGAACACGGGAGAGGAAACAUCUGGUGUGCAGCCGCCUGGGCGAACGUAAUGUCUCCAGUCUGCGACGCGGGCAUCCGCGUCUCAGGCUCACAGACAGCAUGGGGGAGGGGGAAGUAGGGGGUGCUGACUGUGGAAGGCGGGGACGUCCAGGAGGACCAGCGGCCCUGGGUUUGGAGGGAACCGCCGCACGGAUUGCUUCCUCGCACACCUUGUGACCUGGGGGCCCAGCGAGCACCGCCCAGACGCUGCCGAGGAGAACCCUUCCCAGUGCACCUGACCCCAGUACUGCCAAGCUGGAUCCUGCAGGAUUCACCCCCAGGCUUCUGCAGGGCUGAUACAGGAAGUGAGGGCCCCAGACCGAGCGCGGAGCACCCAGGGACAGAGCGCCAGAUGCACUUCCUACACUCGCUCCCCAGCGGCGCCCCCUGCUGGUGCCAAUGGGCGCAGCGUGUAGGCGGCUGGGGAUGGGUCACCCCACCCACCUCUCUGGACCGAUUCUUAGAUAGUUCACAAGGGAGAAACCACUAUAGAAGACGGGGAGGUACUAGGUGUUUUAUUUCCAAAAUCAGACAAGUGGUUAGACCACCUCACAGUCUCAUCAGGACUGGCCAAGUGCGGCAGCGCCACGCUGUGGCUAUUGCUGGAGGGAAUCCCUUCACAUAGGAAACUUCAAGAUAGGUUCUGUGGGUGAUGCUUGAGUGCGCAGGGCAUGCCCCAGCUCUGCGUUAGUCUGUGCAUGUCAUUUGGGACACCCUGUUACCUCUCCAGGGCAUUUGUAAAAGGAGAAAAGGGAGUGAGGUGCUGGGCUGAAUGGGCUCCAAGAUCAUUUUCAGCUCGAAUCUCCUUUGUUCUCUGAACUCAUAAAUGGGGGCAGCAUUUGUCUUCCUUUGACAUCUCUCAGUGGGGAGCACAGUGCUGAUAGAGUGCUGACCCCAAGGAUGCGAAAGUGAAGAAAGAGGGCGCCACCUUAGGAUGGGGGCAGGUCAGCAGGUGAAGGACCCACGGUCAGGCUGCUUUUCUCUCCUCCCCUUUGAGCUGGAACGGUAGCUGAAGUUGGGGAUUGGAGUAGUGGCUGCGGUGACUUGGGAAGGAAGCCACCAAAAAACUCCCCAUGCCACCGUCCUUCAGCCUGGGUGAUCAGGUGAACUAAGGCAGCAGAGGGAAGACUCCAGCGGCGGCUUGUUCUCUCUGCUAUCAGGCAGCCAGUCCAGUAAGGGAACUGCCUUCAGAGCACUUCUCUGGGGUCCAGAAACCAAUAGCUUUAUCAUCACCUGUCAGCAGUUUAUCUCACCUGCUGCUGCUUUUGGCCAGCUGAGGACUAUCCUGGGUUCAGGGGAACACGAGGAGGGUACCUGUGGCUUCUGCUGCUGAUACAUGCAGGUCAGACAGGCACUGCUGUCACUGCUGGGUAGCAUCCUGUUUCUGAGGGCAGCAUAUGUUUGCGGUGUAUGUACUGUAUAUAGCUUUUUCUAGCACUUGUACAGUUUCUGAAGGGAGUGUGUUCCUGGUUAAUUAGCAUGCACAAAGAUGGAACAGGCAGAGACCUUUACUUUUUUUUUUUUUUUUUUUUUUGGUCUUUUUCCUUUUUAUCGGUACCCGGGAUCAAACUCACGACUGCCUGCUUGCAAGGCAGGUGCUUAUGCCGCUGAGCUAAAUCCCCAGACCCAAGACCUUUUACUUUUGCAUGAGGUCUGUAGUUGGAAGUUUCUGAGUGCCCUAAACUGCCUGAGGAUCAAAGAGUUGGAGCCUGCACUAGGCUGGGCUCUAGAGAAACAGUCCUGAGGCUCCAGCCCCCGCUGACUGCCCCCAGACUAGCUGGUGUGCAAUAGAACUGAAUCUAAACAAAGAUACGCUGCAUUUCACAAAAGAAUUUGCUGUUCAGCCUUUUAAUGCAAUGAGACCUAUCCUGGUUUUGUUUUGUUUUUUGUUUUCUUGAGACAGGGUUUCUUUAUACAGUUUACUCUGAGCUUGAACUCAAAUUUGUAGCUCAAGCUGGCCUCGAAUUGCAGUGACCCUCCUGGCUCAGUCUGAGGCCCAUAUAUUUAAACAUCUGCUGGGCGCUGCAGCCUGCAGUGUGCACGGUGCCAAGCUAGGUGCUGGGGGACAGAAACACUAUUUCCUUUCCGGGUAAAGGAAAGAGACCUGGGAGGUGUGGAGUUAAGUACUGAUUGUGGAAAGGACCAUGGCUCCAGAGGAUGGUGGGUAUUUCCUUGAAGCAGAUGACAGUUUGCACAAAGCCUUGGAGCAUGUUUGGUAGCUAGGACCCUAUUUGGUGUAGUCAGGGAUUCAGAUUUGCCUGGUGGAGCUAGAGCGGAGUGCGUAUGGCAAGAGGGGAAGAGCUGAUCUCCCUGGCUGUGCACUGUAAACUGUGGGGCAGUGGAGGCCUCGGGCUUUCCUGAGGGCACCGGAGCAGUGGCAAAGGAGACACUUGGCCACUUGUUGGCUUAAAUACCUCAGUCCUGUGACUUCUGAUUUUGACAGGAUCGCCUCGAGGCUUUAUCACUGAGAGUUCCCCUCGACUCUGUGUUGUGCUUCCAGAUGCCCGGUGUGGGGCUGCCAAAGGCACUGGGACCUUGGUAGCACUCACGGCUGGACUCUGGGACGGCCCCCGGCCUCGGACACUAGGUGGCAGCAGCGAGGCUGCAAAUGUAGCCCCUGGUGGGCUGGUGCUCUCGCUGGGAACUGCAGCAGUGACCCAUCCUUGGCCUUGGCAACCGAGUGCCACUCAGGCAGCCCGCUUUCAUGUGACCUCCGCCUGAUUCACAGGUCCUGCCUCACCUCGGAAGCACACUGCGGCUCCUGGAGCUGCAGACCCGUGGCGUGGGUGGGGCCAGCUGGUGCUGAUGGGGUUUCAUUUUCAUUUGCAGAGCUGCUGUGGAGCCUCUGCAAAGAAUCCACAGACCAGGGACCCUCGUUCAGUAUUUACUAUAGGCCACGGCACUUUGGGUCAAGAAAAGGCAGGGAGGAAAAAGUGCUUCGACACAGAUAGGGAUAAGGUUAGUUUCCUUGAAGCCACGGGUAUUGUUCCAUUUCCUACAGCAGCAAAUCACUGCUUAGGGACUUGUGUCCCGAUAGACCACAAGACACACUCAUGGCAAGUGUGCAGCCUUGAGCUGUCUCCUGACCCGAUGUGACAGUGAACAUGGAGUGGCGUCCGACAUGCAUGCAAGGCACUGUACGAGGACUUCUCCCUGCUGCCCGCUGUCUCCACUUUGGUGCACGUGCGGUCAUGGUUGUGAGUUGCACUCCCACGCCGUGGCUGAAUGUUCUUGGCAAGUUAGUUGGUAUUUCUGCAUCUGGAACAUGAGGUUUUAUAAUCUGUGGCCCAGAGAAGACUGCUUUUAUACUGGGUAGUUGUGUGGAUCACGGGAACACGUACCUGGGAAUCGUCCAGCACAACCUGGUGCAGGCCGAGCUAAGCUAGUGUCUUGUUCCCUGUGUGAGGGGGCUGGAUUAUUCUUGUUUUAGAGAGAUAUCCACAGCAAGAAGUGAGGCUCUUUUUUUUUUUUUUUUUUUAUUUUUAUCGGUACCAGGGAUCGAACUCACAACUGCCUGCCUGCAAGGCAGGCACUUAUGCCGCUGAGCUAAAUCCUCAGCCCCAAGGAGUGAGGCUCUUGAACAGGUAACUGUUAUCCCAGAUUGGAAGUGUUGACUGUUGUUGCCAUGGGACGUGAUUUGAUGUGCAAAAGAGACUUCUGGGAAAGCUGGUGAGGAAGGAGAGAGGAAGGGCCCAGUUGCAUUUGGAGCAUGCGAGAUGUGAGGGAGCAAAAGUGAGCUUUUCUGUCACAAAUAUUUUUCCUAUGUGCUAAUGGCCUAUUUGCACAAAGUCUUCCUAUGCUGCCCUGAACAUCUAUGAAAGAUGCUCAAGUCACAGCACAGAACUCGGUCUUGACCUUCUCCUUGAGCAGCGCCCCUAGGUGCUGAGGGAAGCAGGGUAGAGGAGGGUGUCCGUGCUGUCACUUUAGUGGGCACAGCACCCUGAGGAAGCCUGCAGUACACAAAGGGGCAGCCAGUCUUCAUCGUGGCCCAGAGAAAUGGCUGUGACAAGCCCUAAGUGAAGUCAAGAAGGGGCAGACUGGCACUGUCACCAUGCUAGUGGGUAGGGGGAGGGACAGAGUCCUGGGAAGAGACAUUAACUGAGAGCUCCAAGUGAGUUAAGCCAGUCAGAGCCGAACCCAGGUGUGACCUCAGGGCUGAGGGGGGCAGCAGCUCUGCAGCUCAGCUGGGAGGCAGAAGGGACUACUGCCUCGGGAGCUUGGAAGACACUGAUACCUGCUGGCCAGGCCUAGAAAACAAGACAUCCUCAAGACCCAAGUCAAGUGGAUUUGCUGGAAAGAAUUUGAAGCACACACUCGAAACUGCCUAGAUUACCAAGAGCAUAUUUUUGAUCAGUGUUGUUUUUAGGAGAACAUAACACAUAAAGCUGUGUAUAUUUUCCUCAGAAGACUUUUUCCUGAGCAAUAUUAGGAAUCAGUGGACACUCGCGGUUUUUGACUACCACUGUGGAACGUAAGUCACAGGCCACUGAGCCCUCCUGGAAGGAGAGACAGGCCCAGGCAGGCAAGACCACACUGAGUGUGGGUAGAAGGCCUGUGUGCCUGGACAUGGGCCUCAGUCAGGGCCUUGGACAUCCCGAAAGGACAGCAGGGUGUGUUCCGAUAACCGACACCGCAUGAGAAGUGACUGAAGAACAAACUAUCCAACAGACAGAUGACCCAAGCCAAUCCUGAAAAUAUUUAACUUGAAGUUUUGGGAUGAUUUUUUAAAAAUAAUGUUUUGGGUUAUCAUAAAUCAGUAUUUAUAAACCAGUUAAGAGUGUAUUUAGAAUAGCUUUGUUUAUAUGAUUAAAUAUGUUUCUGGUA